AUGGCUAAAACUACCGCCUCGAUGAGCUUCCGGGUUGCUGCUCGACAAGAUUCCGGAGUUCAGAGGUGGAGUCGAGUUGGUGGAUCCACCACUUUCCUCUGGUGGACUCAACAGAGGGGCUCAGGGCAGAGGCGGCGGUGGAAAGGAGCUGAGAUAGCUCCGGGUGCAGGUGGCGAGGGCGGAGGUGACAGGGAGCGGAGGUGGAAAUGGGCAGAGACGGAGGUUCUUCGGUGGCGAGGAGCGGAGGAUUUGUCUGCUGUUCGAGUCGGAGGCGGGGCGUCGAACCUUUAUGUCGGAGCCUCGGAGGUGAGGCGGGUCUUAGAGGCAAGGCGAGGAGCGACCGGAGCUUUUGGGUCGGACUUCGGAGGUGAGGCGUCGAGCGGUCGAGGCGCGAAGAAGAGGCUUUGUCGGACUUCGCGAGUGUGUACUGUGUCGAGAGGCUCAAGACGCCGGACGGCCGGAGAGAGCGACUGUGAGAGAGAGGCGACGAGUGAUGGAGUGAGUAGGGUUGGUGCGGUUGUGGCUGUGCGAGAGCGAGAUGCAAAGGGACAGAAAUUUCUCUUUUCUCAAACCUAA
This is a messenger RNA of Striga asiatica, 576 nucleotides long. The record is from the annotation of a GenBank genome assembly. Lineage: Eukaryota; Viridiplantae; Streptophyta; Magnoliopsida; Lamiales; Orobanchaceae.